Enterobius vermicularis (human pinworm) is the source of this 954-nucleotide messenger RNA. The record is from the annotation of a GenBank genome assembly. NCBI's taxonomy places the organism in Eukaryota, Metazoa, Nematoda, Chromadorea, Rhabditida, Oxyuridae.
AUGACGGAAAAUCCGACAGAAGAGCCGGAGCAUAAGUUUACUUUAGAUGACUUUCUGAAACUUGAAAAGAUUGGUGAAGGUACAUAUGGGGUUGUUUAUAAAGGUCAGAAUAUCAGAACUGGUCAACUGGUUGCAAUGAAAAAAAUUCGUUUAGAAAGCGAAGAUGAAGGUGUUCCGGCAACAGCACUUCGAGAAGUUUCACUGCUGCGUGAACUUCGUCACCCAAACAUUGUAGCGCUUGAAGUAGUCAUUAUGGAAGAGGAAAAACUUUAUUUGAUAUUUGAGUUUUUAUCAAUGGAUCUCAAAAAAUUUCUUGAUGGGAUCCCACCUGGUGUUAUGAUGAGUUGUUAUACGCAAAAGUCAUAUCUCUAUCAAAUUCUGCAAGCUAUGUAUUUUUGUCAUCGACGCCGUAUUUUACAUCGAGAUUUGAAACCACAGAAUUUGCUGGUCAACAGUAAUGGCAUUAUUAAAUUAGCGGAUUUCGGACUAGCACGAGCGAUCGGCAUCCCAGUCCGAGUUUACACUCAUGAGAUAGUAACCUUAUGGUACAGAGCACCAGAAAUUCUACUAGGAUCACAGCGUUAUUCAAUGCCAGUCGAUAUAUGGAGCAUUGGCUGUAUUUUUGCUGAAAUGGCAUUAAAAAAGCCACUUUUUCAAGGCGACUCAGAAAUUGAUGAGCUUUUCCGUAUAUUUCGUAUUUUAACCACCCCAACAGAAGAAUUGUGGGCCGGCGUUACUACUCUCCCAGAUUACAAGCCAUCUUUUCCACAAUGGACUGUAAAUCAGCUUGAAGAUAGAGUUCGUGAUUACAUGAAUCCAGAUGCUAUUGAUUUGUUACAGAAGAUGCUCGUUUUUGAUCCUGCUAAGCGUAUAUCUGCAAAACAGUCUUUGUUGCAUAGAUAUUUUGAUGGUCUCAACAAGGAAAAUUUGCCUGGGACAAAUUAUGAUAAUUAG